AUGGCUCAAACUCAGAUGCCUGUGCAAGACCAACAGUUUAGUCCCCAUGGAGACUCCCGCGAAAACAGGACAAGGAAUGUGAACUUACCUCAAGGUAACGACACUCAGGAUUGGAAAGCUUUGCCAAACGAUACUCUGGACCAAUAUAAGGUUAAUUAUCCCGAGCAAGCUGAGAGCCUACAAACAAUUUUUAACAGGCUACAAGCCCUCAAAACCUUUGUUGAUAGCAACUCAAAUCAUCCUGAUGAGUUUUACAAAGUGGCCACGCAGACAGUCAAUGGUUUGCGUAAAACUAGCGUCCAAUCUGGCAUGUCUGCUGGGACUCCUGAGGCUGAUCAAUUCACCACAUUACUUGAUUUUACUGUCGAUGUGGGAGGCGUAGAAGAGCUGAAACGGUUUAUGCAGUACUGCUUUGAGGAAUAUUAUGUUUUAGAAAAAGAAUCAGACAAUAAUACCACUAAGGCAGAAAGUAAGAAAUAUAGGGCAUGUUGCGCUUGUCUUUUUAAUACCUUAGCGAUAAUACAAAACUUUGCAGACUUCCACCAAGGAUUUUGUUCAGCGUGUGUGAAUGCUGGUGUCAUUUCAAUGUGCCUUGAAAACGUGAAACGAAUUGAUGCUGAAAAUUUGAACUGGGAAGAAGGAGAUGAAGACUCGGAGCCAGUUAUAAUAAUUGACAGCUGUCUUGGAAUUUUGUAUAACAUUUCACAACGGUUCAAGAACCGUGACCUGUUUGCAAACAGUCUCGAAACGCUACUUUGUUUGGCCAAGAAGAACUUAAGAGAGAUUGCAGCCCACUCUCUGCUUACUCUGGCGUAUUUAGUUGAUGAAAACACAAAUCAUCUCAUUUUGGCGGAAGAAACCUUGCUCAGCUUUAUAAUAACAUUGUUAGAUGAGGCAUGGCAGUCAGAAGAACGCCGUUCGAUUGGAUAUACUGUAAAGGAGCUCGCAGAAGGCCUCAGCCAUCUCGCCAUCAACGACACAAACAAGAAAAUUCUUGGACAAAAAGGAGCCACGCGUGUUUUGAUUUCAGUCAUCAAAACGUCCAGCGAAGAUGCGGAAAAAGUAAGUGCUAUUAAAGCAUUGUGGAUGUUAGCCUUUGAUGACAACAACAAAAAAGCUAUACGCCAAGAAGACGGAGCGGUGGGCCUUUUACGUAAUUUACAAGACAGUAAGGACUCACAAGUACAAAGGGCCGCUGCAGGUGCCUUGUGGGAGGUCGAAGGGAAGACAGCUAGGCACGCGGAGAGGACCGAAUCGACAGGGAAUCACGUGAUGAUCAGCUACCAAUGGGAUUCCCAGGAAGUGCUGAUCGAAGUAAAAAACAGACUUCAAGCAAGUGGAUACAGAGUGUGGAUGGAUCUGGAACAAAUGAGAGGAUAG
Porites evermanni is the source of this 1380-nucleotide messenger RNA. Lineage: Eukaryota; Metazoa; Cnidaria; Anthozoa; Scleractinia; Poritidae. The record is from the annotation of a GenBank genome assembly.